Molecule: messenger RNA, 3538 nt
Organism: Tetranychus urticae (two-spotted spider mite)
Lineage: Eukaryota; Metazoa; Arthropoda; Arachnida; Trombidiformes; Tetranychidae
Gene: IntS3
Product: integrator complex subunit 3
Cellular component (GO): cytoplasm
Source: RefSeq, a predicted model, not a curated record
AAUUAGUCAAACAGGAACGAUUAAUUAACCGAGUUUUAUAUUUUUGUGGAAAUAGCUGUUACAUUGAUGUAAUGAUUGGUUUACUAUCGAUUUAAAGAAAAAUUGUUUGGAAACAAGCAAAAUCUAAUGCAGGCUAAUUUCAAUAGACUCCCUUUGCUCAAUUUGAGCCCCAUCGACUGUAAAGAGGACAUUGAUGAACGUUUCGAAAAGUCAUACACACUGCUUCAAGAAUUAAUCAAAGGAUCUUCAGAGUCAGAGGCUCAUGAUACUUUAAUAGCAACUGUCUCCAAAAGUACUCAAGAUCAUGAUAAUGUUUGUCUUGGAUUAUUGACCAGUAUUCUUGUUGACCCACCAAACGCUCCUCGAUAUUAUCGAGAUUUGACCUAUGUUUCCAGAGAUGGAAUGAAUCUUGUGAUAUCCCUCUUAAAUCGUAUUAUCUUGGAAAGAUAUCCUAAACUACACGAUGGGUGUCGUGCUCAGUUGAUUUGGGUUCUCCGCGAGUUAAUAAAAAAUUCUAUUACUGCUUGUGAAACUAUUGCUAUAAGUUUACUUCGUUCAAUUGCUGGCGGAGAUGUAUCAGCUAAAAAUUUAUGGUUAACAGAGAAAAUGUUGGACCUUUUAAUAGACAAUCGUUCUUGGCUUGAUAAAAACAGUUUUCUCAUAGCCAUAUCAGUUUAUACCUAUCUUAGAUUAAUUGUUGAUCACAGUUCACCUAGUUUAACACUUUUAAGACAAAAAGAAAUUGAUUUGUGCAGUUCGUUGUUGAGAGAAAAGUUUACAGAUUGUCUGGUCAUUGGACGGGAUUUAGUCAGACUUCUACAAAAUGUUGCCAGAAUAACAGAAUUUGAAAAAAUUUGGAAAGACAUUUUCAACAACCCAACUUCACUAUCACCAAAUUUCCAAGGCGUAUUGCAACUUAUGCAUUGUAGAACCUCACGAAGAUUCCUGCAAUGUCGUUUGACUCCAGACAUGGAAAAGAAAAUUUUGUACCUUACAUCACUUGUUAAGUUUGGUCAACAAAAACGUUAUCAAGAAUGGUUCCAACGCCAAUAUUUAUCAACUCCAGAAAGUCAAUCUCUUCGUUGUGAUUUAAUUCGUUACAUUUGUGGUGUUAUUCAUCCUUCCAAUGAAGUUCUUUGCUCAGAAAUCAUUCCUCGUUGGGCAAUCAUUAGUUGGAUCCUUUCUUCAUGUACCUCUAGUGUAGCUGCAGCUAAUGCCAAAUUAUCAUUAUUUUAUGAUUGGCUAUUUUAUGACCCAGAAAGAGAUAAUAUUAUGAACAUUGAACCAGCUAUUUUAUUGAUGUUUCAUUCUAUGAGAAAUCAUCCACCGACGGCAACUGGAUUAUUAAACUUUUUAUGUCGAAUUGUUACUCAAUUCUGUCCCAGUUUAACACCUCAAGUAAAACUAGGAGUUAGCACAUCAUUAUCACAAAUUUUAGAGAAAAGAGUCAUACCUUCUUUAUCAUCACUUUUUGAAAGCCCCAAAUUGGAUCGUGAGCUUCGUUUAUUAAUCAGAGAGACUUUUCCUGAAUUUUGUAGUGCUGUUAGUGACCCCUUGCACAAUUCAAUUCCCGUUAAUGCUGAAACAAUCCCUAUUCGUGAUAAUUCUGAGAUAAUCAUUGACCCACCGAGAACAAAUAAUCACAAUGAUGUUGAUACAUCUGAAAAUCGAUUUAGUGACGAUGAAGCUGAAGGUAGCUCAGGACCGAAUGGUGGUUCUGUUCCUCAUCCAGAUGGGAUCGAUAAAAAAUCAGUCACUUCUCUUGCUGAGAAUAAUAUAAAUUGUAUAGAUAAAAAAACAAUGAAUGGCCCAACAACCUUUUCUAAAUCUGCCUACGAAACAAAUCUUGGGCGCCUCAAUGAGGAAUUAAGGUCUACCGUAAUAGCUCUUGAAGAGUCAAAGGACAAUGAAACUCGAUGUGAAAUGAUGGAAAAAAUUCUUCAAUUAAUUUUACAAGAUGAUGAAUUCGGUAUUGAAGAUUCUCCUUUACCUGAUUGUAUUUUAUAUGCAUUGCGUGAAGAAAUUGCCAAAUCAAUAUUUCCUGAAUGUCCUGAUGAAGAAGCUCUCGAGGAGUCUAUUGGCUCUCCUUUGUUUGUUAUUUUUCGCAAUUUAUGUCAAACACCGGAAGAAAAUCCAAAUAGAGUUCCUAUUCUUUCUCUUCUUAACGAAAUGUCAUCAAGUCAGCCUUCCAUAGGUUAUCUACUUUUAUAUUACAUGAAGGUUAGCAAAAGUUAUGAUGGGAAAGUAUCACCUUAUCGAGAUUUUGCUAAAUCUCUGGGUAAAGAUUUAAAAAACUGCCUUCUCACCGAUCUGAAAGCUUGCGCAGAUUAUGAUGAUAUCAACCUAUUCUGCUAUCUGAUACCAGAUAUAUACAAUCAUUUCCCCAUGAUUGCCUUAAACAAUCCAGAUCUAUUACAUCUUAUUGUAUCCUGUAUCGAUUCAAGUCAACUCCAAGAACUGGUUUGUCUUAUUUUACAAGGAAAUUUAACUAUGUUUCGUAAAGAUGGUCUAUUACCUCUUUUAAAUGCUAGUCUAGAAUGGGAAACUUUUGAACAGUUUUGUCUUUGGCAACUUUUUAUCGCUCAUUCGAUGCCUGUUGAAUAUAUACUACCUAUCCUACCGAAAUUAGAAUUUCAAAAACAUUCUGAAGCCCUUACGAAUAUAUUAUUGCUUAUCAAGCGAGAAGUACCGAGUCAAGAGCUUUUGAAGCACAUAAUCAGUCGUGAUGUACGUGAUAAAGACCAUUUUGUUGUUUCUUUGUUAAAAUAUUGGACUAGUAAUGAUAAUUGGGAGAAAUUAGCUGAAUUACUUGGCACGCAGUUAACUAAACCAAACUUGACUAAAAGGAAAAGGCCUGCAAACCACAAAAUUUCAUUACCUAAUAGUACAGAACAAAUUUUAAUUUAUUUGGACCAGCUGAGGCAAACAAAUAUGAAUAGUAGGUUUUUUACUCAUGAAUCCAUUCAAAAAGCUUUAAUAUCUUCCCAAGAGCUUAGCAGUGAUUCUCAAAAAGCUAGAUUUAGUGACCUUUUUGCAUUGAUAGAAGAUCAUGAUUCUAAACCAAAAAGAGGGAAAACGUCAAAUAAAAAAGUAAAAGCUAAACCAAUUGAAGAAUCAAAUAGUGAUACUGAAGCGUCUGAGGAGGAAACAACACCAGUGAAAAAAGAGAAUAAAUCAUCGACUCCUAGAAAAAAGAGGAAAACUAUAGUACCUUCAGAUUCGGAUUAGUAUCCGGACAAUAUUUAUGUAAUAAUUGUUUUCUUUAACAUCUCAUUUCAUUUCAUUGCUUAUAAAUUCGAAUGAAAUCGUCAUCCUCCUUUUCUUGUGUUAUAAGUCCUUCUCAUCAAUCAAAAGACAAAAUAUACCACCACUUUGAUUACAAACAAACAACAUCAUAAUUCCCUCAUAACGAUCAAAAUAAAUCAUCAAACCAUGACAUUGUAAAUACUAUGCAAUCAUUCUUACACAAAUGUUAAGAAAUCAUCAACUCUAAAUUUAAUAAAUUGUUUACGCUUUUGCUAUAAGACAAGCUAUGAUA